This is a messenger RNA of Salvia miltiorrhiza (redroot sage), 1983 nucleotides long. Its product is annotated as probable protein phosphatase 2C 5. The coding region runs from base 444 to 1709 and encodes 421 amino acids. Gene Ontology annotation, molecular function: protein serine/threonine phosphatase activity. NCBI's taxonomy places the organism in Eukaryota, Viridiplantae, Streptophyta, Magnoliopsida, Lamiales, Lamiaceae. The record is from RefSeq and is a predicted model, not a curated record. The transcript is spliced from 8 exons. Gene Ontology annotation, biological process: protein dephosphorylation.
AGCUAUUAAACGCCUUUUGUAAAUCAAUUGGGAUCCCGGUCGUUGCCCCAAACGCGCACCUCUCUCUCUCUCUCUCUCUGCAUCUUAUCUCUCUCUAGAUUGUUAUUCCAAUCAAAUUAGUACGUAUAAACCAGAGUGAAAACUCCUUGAUUUCUCUCGCGGGGAUUACAGCACCCCAUCUCCGUCGAUCUACUUCAGUUUACCUUCUCAGCCUCUGCACUAUUACGUGGAUAAAAUUGGGUUUCUGUUCAAUCAAUGUCUUAAACUGUAUGUUGUCUCAAAAAAAAAAAAAAUUGUCUUCAACUGUAUGUGAAUGAAGUGGAGAAUGUCCUCUUAUUUAGGCUGAGGUUGGGGGAUCGAGGCUUGAAUAAUGACAACUGCCAAUGUGCUGAAAGCCUGAUACAGAGAUUGCCAGAGUGAGGCAUAUAGAGGUAUAUACCAAAAUGAGGCACAAACAACAGCUGGUUCCACUUGGGACUUUGAUUGGUCGUGAGCUGAGAAAUGAGAAGUUGGAGAAUCCCACAGUGAAGUAUGGGCAGGCUGCUCUGGCUAAGAAAGGAGAGGACUAUUUUCUCAUUAAACUUGAUUGUCAAAGAGUUCCAGGAGAUACAUCAACUUCUUUUUCAGUAUUUGCAAUUUUUGAUGGGCAUAAUGGUAUAUCAGCUGCUAUUUUCACCAAAGAGAAUUUACUGAACAAUGUAUUAAGUGCUAUUCCCCCAGCACUUGGAAGGGAAGAGUGGCUUCAAGCCCUUCCUAGGGCAUUAGUGGCAGGCUUUGUGAAAACUGACAUAGAGUUUCAGCAGCGAGGUGAGACAUCUGGAACUACCGUUACAUUUGUUGUUAUUGAUGGUUGGACUGUGACUGUUGCAUCUGUUGGAGAUUCUCGGUGUAUAUUGGACACCCAAGGAGGGGUUGUAUCUCUUUUGACGGUUGACCAUCGGCUGGAAGAGAAUGUUGAGGAGCGGGAGCGUAUAACUGCAAGUGGGGCUGCAGUAGCAAGGCUCAAUGUUUUUGGAGGAAAUGAAGUUGGUCCAUUACGUUGCUGGCCUGGCGGAUUAUGUCUUUCAAGGUCAAUUGGUGACACAGAUGUUGGGGAGUUUAUUAUCCCAAUUCCUCAUGUUAAGCAAGUCAAGCUUUCAAAUGCUGGGGGAAGACUUAUAAUUGCCUCUGAUGGAAUAUGGGAUGCUUUGUCUUCUGAUAUUGCUGCUCAGUCUUGUCGGGGUUUACCUGCAGAGCUUGCUGCAAAGUUGGUUGUUAAGGAAGCCCUCAGGUCAAGAGGUUUGAAGGAUGAUACAACAUGCUUGGUUGUUGAUAUUAUUCCUUUUGACCCUCCUUUUUUGGCCCCAACGCCUAGAAAAAAGCAUAAUUUGCUUUAUUCACUUAUAUUUGGGAAAAUUUCUCAAAAUUCUAACAAAGGAGCUAAUAAGCUAUCUGCAGUUGGAGUUGUUGAGGAAUUAUUUGAGGAGGGUUCUGCAAUGCUUGCUGAGAGGCUGGGCAAGGACUUCCCUCUGGAGUCGAAUUCUGGGCUCUUUAGAUGUGCGAUCUGCCAGAUUGAUCAGCUCCCCGGUGAGGGCUUAUCCGUUAACUCGGGCCCAUUUUUCACUCCUGGAUCCAAGCCUUGGGAAGGUCCUUUUCUCUGUGUAAGUUGCCGCAGGAAGAAAGACGCCAUGGAAGGGAAGAGGCCUAUGACGCCUGCAGUCACUGCAUAAAUCUGGUAACCUAGCAAAUUAUUGGUAAAUAUCUUUCUGUGAUACUAUGAGCGUGCUUCAUUUUGCCUCUGCGAGGAUCAUUAUAUGUGUGUGUGUGUGUGUAGUGGUUUAUAGGGAGCACUCUUUUUUUGCUGUGGUUCCUAUCUGUGUCUGAGCUCGGCCAUCUCACCGAUGCUCGAUCCUAACAGACACAGUAAUUCAUGAGUAUGUAAUCUGACAACUAACGGUUUGCGUAUGGAGAAAUGAUGUUUGCAAACGGAAAUUAUUCAUUGGA